UGGAUGGUGGCUGCCCCCUCGGGGAGCCCGCGCAGACAUGGCGGAGAGCUGGCUGCGCCUCGCGGGGAGCGGGCCUGCGGAGGAGGGCGGCCCUGAGGAGCCCGACGCCCUGGAUGACAGCUUGACCAGCCUGCAGUGGCUGCAGGAGUUCUCCAUUCUCAGCGCCAAGGCUCCCACCCUGCCCCUGGGGGCCGCCGACCCCCGGGGCUACCACCACGUCCCAGGCUCGGCCGCGCCGGGGUCCCCCCUGGCCGCUGACCCCGCCUGCCUGGGGCCGCCACACACGCCGGGCAGGCCCACGUCGUCGUGCACGUCCAGGAGCGCGCCCCCGGGGCUGCAGGCUCCGCCCCCCGACGACGUGGACUACGCCACCAACCCGCACGUGAAGCCGCCCUAUUCGUACGCCACGCUCAUCUGCAUGGCCAUGCAGGCCAGCAAGGCCACCAAGAUCACGCUGUCGGCCAUCUACAAGUGGAUCACCGAUAACUUCUGCUACUUCCGCCACGCCGACCCCACCUGGCAGAAUUCCAUCCGCCACAACCUAUCGCUGAACAAGUGCUUCAUCAAAGUGCCCCGGGAGAGAGACGAGCCUGGCAAGGGGGGCUUCUGGCGCAUCGACCCCCAGUACGCCGAGCGGCUGCUGAGUGGAGCCUUCAAGAAGCGGCGGCUGCCCCCUGUCCACAUCCACCCGGCCUUCGCCCGCCAGGCCACGCAAGAGCCCAGCGCUGCCCCCUGGGCCGGGCAGCUGACCAUCAACACAGAAGCCCAGCAGUUGCUGCAGGAGUUCGAGGAGGCAACAGGGGAGGCGGGCUGGGCAGGGGGCGAGGGCAGGCCAGGCCACAAGCGCAAGCAGCCGCUGCCCAAGCGGGUGGCCAAGGUCCCGCGGCCUCCCAGCACCCUGCUGCUGACCCAGGAGGAGCAGGGUGAGCUGGAGCCUCUCAAAGGCAACUUUGACUGGGAGGCUAUCUUCGAGACGGGCUCGCUGGGCGGGGAGCUGGGCUCCCUGGAGGCCCUGGAGCUGAGCCCGCCGCUGAGCCCCGCCUCCAAUGGCGACGUGGACCUCACUGUCCACGGCCGCCACAUCGACUGCCCUGCUACCUGGGGGCCCCUGGUGGAGCAGGCUGCCGACAGCUUGGACUUUGACGAGACCUUCCUGGCCACGUCCUUCCUGCAGCACCCCUGGGACGAGAGUGGCAGUGGCUCCCUGCCCCCAGAGCCACUCUUUGAGGCCGGGGAUGCCACCCUGGCUGCCGACCUGCAGGACUGGACCAGUGUGGGUGCCUUCUUGUAAGAGUCCAGGCCCCACCCCACCUCCAGACAGUGCCCAGAACUGCCCCCCAGCACAGACCCAUGGCUGCCCCAUCGCCCAGGCAAAGGCUGUGCUGGGUCCUCCGAGGCUGGCCCAGAG
Elephantulus edwardii (Cape elephant shrew) is the source of this 1408-nucleotide messenger RNA. RefSeq names its product forkhead box J1 (gene FOXJ1). Gene Ontology annotation, biological process: regulation of DNA-templated transcription. Lineage: Eukaryota; Metazoa; Chordata; Mammalia; Macroscelidea; Macroscelididae. The transcript is spliced from 2 exons. Gene Ontology annotation, molecular function: DNA-binding transcription factor activity; sequence-specific DNA binding. The coding region runs from base 38 to 1291 and encodes 417 amino acids. The record is from RefSeq and is a predicted model, not a curated record.